Messenger RNA from Bipolaris maydis ATCC 48331, 307 nucleotides. Lineage: Eukaryota; Fungi; Ascomycota; Dothideomycetes; Pleosporales; Pleosporaceae. The record is from RefSeq and is a predicted model, not a curated record.
AACUUCCUUCAUCGCCCCAAUCCCGGGCAUGACGGUGGAUACGGAGUUCCGGCGGGCCAAGUAUUGCCACAGAAGCCCACCAAGCAGUCGUCAAUGCAUUGCUCGGACCAGCAUUGCUUGUAGCAAUUGCAGUAUCCCGAGCUGCAGCCCAGAGCCCGGUUUUGUAGUUUGGCGCCCCAACGAUUACGCGUACCGGCGUUACCCGCGUAAAAUGACUCUUGUCAAGUGGUUAAGCAGCUGCUCAUAGAGCUGUGAACUCCUAAUAUAGCCUGACUGCAGGUAUAGCAAAGCAAUAGCUUCCCGUCUU